UUUCAGCUACUCGUUCUUUCCGCUUUGACCGCCAUCGCCGUGGCUCGCCCCCAAGAGGAAAUUCCGAAACCAGGAAUCAUUCCCGUCAUUAGUCGUGAUGAAAUCCACGAUGACUUUGGACAAUAUGCACUUAGCUACUUGUCCGGCGAUGGGACUUCCCUGAGGGAACAGGGAGCGCUGAAACUCAACGCCGAAGGAAACGGACAUGUUCUGGUCAAGAAGGGAUCCAUCACAUACUAUGCCCCUGAUGGAACGCCCAUCACUUUGGAAUACAUCGCCGACGAAAACGGUUUCCAGCCGAAAGGAGCUCAUCUGCCCACUCCGCCACCACUUCCGGUUCCAGAGGCCUAA
Molecule: messenger RNA, 351 nt
Organism: Orussus abietinus
Lineage: Eukaryota; Metazoa; Arthropoda; Insecta; Hymenoptera; Orussidae
Product: endocuticle structural glycoprotein SgAbd-2-like
Exons: 1
Cellular component (GO): chitin-based extracellular matrix
Molecular function (GO): structural constituent of chitin-based larval cuticle
Source: RefSeq, a predicted model, not a curated record